Eptesicus fuscus (big brown bat) is the source of this 1912-nucleotide messenger RNA. RefSeq names its product leucine rich repeat containing 3 (gene LRRC3). The transcript has 2 exons. Lineage: Eukaryota; Metazoa; Chordata; Mammalia; Chiroptera; Vespertilionidae. Gene Ontology annotation, molecular function: protein binding. The record is from RefSeq and is a predicted model, not a curated record. The coding region runs from base 162 to 1034 and encodes 290 amino acids. Gene Ontology annotation, cellular component: plasma membrane.
CCAGGCAGCCCUGGGUGCCGGCCUCGGGGUCCCCGCCGCGCCAGGGUGUGGCGCCGGGUCGGGCUCCGAGCCACGGAGAUCCUCGCUCAGAGCAGCCUCCGGUCGCGGCCGCGCAGAACGGAAAGAAAACACGUUUUCCUGGCAGGCGAGGACAAGAGUUUAUGCCCGUAUCGGAAGCAGCGUCCAGGAAAGUGGGGAAGGAUGUAGGCCCACAGCCCUGGGCCAGAGGAGCGUGCCGUCUGCCCCCAGGUGCGGUCAGGAUGGGCCCCCUGGGCAAGCAGAGCCUCUCGUCCGAGCCGGCCCCCAUGGGAGGGUCUUGCCUCCUCCUCCUCUUCUGCCUUCGCCUGGGCACCUCCUGCCCGCAGAGCUGCCAGUGCCCCGACCACAAUGGGGACGUGGCCGUCCACUGUAGCGCGAGCGGCCUGCAGGAGAUCCCCAAGGACAUCCCCGCCAACGCCGUGUUCCUGAAGCUCGACGCCAACAAGAUCGCCCGCGUCCCCAACGGAGCCUUCCAGCACCUGAGCCAGCUGAGAGAGCUGAACCUGUCCCAGAACGCCAUCGAGACCAUCGGCCCCGCUGCCUUCUCGGGCCUGGCGGGGGGCCUGCGGCUGCUGGACCUGUCUCACAAUCGCAUCCGCAGGAUUCCCAAGGACGCCCUGAGCAAGCUCAACGCCAAGAUCCGCCUGUCCCACAACCCCCUGCACUGUGAGUGUGCCCUGCAGGAGGUCCUGUGGAAGCUGAAGCUGGACCCCGACUCAGUGGACGAGAUCGCCUGCCACACCUCCGUGCAGGAGGAGUACGUGGGGAAGCCGCUGAUCCAGGCCCUGGAUGCCGGCGUCAGCUUCUGCAGCACCCACCACAAGACCACCGACGUGGCCAUGCUGGUCACCAUGUUCGGCUGGUUCGCCAUGGUGAUCACCUACGUCGUGUACUAUGUGCGUCAGAACCAGGAGGAUGCCAGGAGACACCUGGAGUACCUGAAAUCCCUGCCCAGCACCCCCGUGUCCAAGGACCCCCUCGGCCCUGCAUCCUAGUGCCCGCGGAGUGCCAUCACCCUGUGGCAGGUGGUGACUGACUCACGCCCCUGGCGUUCCCCCGGCCAGGUGGCAGUCACAGCUACUUCUGUGCAGUGCACACUGGCCGAACACUUCCUCCAACUGCACUGAGUCACCGCAACGCCCUUCGAGCCAGGGAAUGCUCCCAUCAGACCCGCUGACGGAGGGAGACACGAAAGCUCAGAGGACGGACCGACUUGCCCGUGAUGACACAGUCAGGAAACGAUCCGGUCGGGACUUAAAACCGGGCUGCCUCCAAGAUGUCCCUCCCACUCGCAAGCCUCUCCCGUGUGGCCCCCGUGGGAGUGAACGGGCUUGUCGUGUUCAUGACUACGGAUAUCCCCGGUGGAGUGUGGGGUGCAGAUUCACCUGUCGAGGGCACAGGUGGCCCUACCCUGCGGGACGGACUCGCCUCUGCCCCCCUAGUAUUUCCUGAACCCGUUGGACCACAGAAUCUGUCCAGAGCCAAGUAGGAGAGGCCAGGUUUGCUGGAGAGGGAAGGGAGGGAACAACCGUGUUUAUUCUCAGAAUGAUGGUGAGGAAUAACACUUGGACCCAAACUUCAGUCCGGUGAGAGGGGGGAAACACCCCAAACCUGAAACCAAAACACCGCAGAGAGGAACCCGAGGACAAGCUCGGCCUGCCUGGGUCCCACCGCUGUCUGCCUGGCUUGUGGGAACGCCGGUCAUCGCUGGCCGCCGCCGUGCCUUGCUUUUCUACUCACCAACACCUACAGCAGCUCCUUUCAAAGGGCAGGACUGAUGAGGGAUGUUUCAAGGCCAAUCAACGGGACUCCUCCUUUUCUCCAACAACAAGUUCUCUCUCUCUCUCUCUCUCUCUCUCUCUCUCUCUCUCUC